CGCUGGUAGUCCGCUCUCCUUGCAUAACAUACGCUGUGCCUCGCGCGCGUAAGGGCUUCACGUGAGACAGCCCCAGACGAGGGGACUUCCUUUACCCCCCCACUCCUCCGGGCCAACCGCAGAGGGGAGGAGAGGACAGCGAGGGGCAGGCACAGGACAUGGACGUGAACGAGUGACGAGGGGUCUUUAGAGGCGACUUGGCGUGUGCGCUAAACCUGGACAAAGGACAGCUCACCAGCGGUAGCGUGCCUCGCACUUGCACACUGUGCCAAGAGAGACAUGUUUGCUCCGCUGUAGAGUAUUUAUCUCUUUCUGAGGCAAAGUGAGUAACACUGUUUGGAGUCGUGGUGCCCCAGUGUCACUGGAGGUACGGCAGUGUGGGAAGGAGGUCGUCAGGUUCAGAGAUAAGGAGAGUUGAGGCCCAGCUUUUCAGCAGUUUAAUAUAGCUAGAAGUAAAACCACCUGGCAAGAAGUGUGAGAUGAUUCCACAUGAAGUAUCUAGUGACUGCCAGAACAACUUUCUGCUUCAACAACUAAUCUCCUUGGUACCCUAAGACGAAACAGAGAGGCAAAAUUUAAAACGGCACAUAAAAGACAAACUGUGAAACGAUGGGCUUCCCAACAUUGGAGUUGCACUCUUGCAUUUGAUUUCCAAUCAAAACCAGCACAGAGAAGCGGAGGAGCCUGAAGACCAUGAAGUCCAACCAGGAGCGCAGCAAUGAGUGCCUGCCUCCCAAGAAGCGGGAGAUCCUGGCACUGGAGGAGCGGCAAGUGCUGGUAGCGUCAACUGUGAGCGAGAGCCAGAGUGGGGAGAACCUGGCGUGGUUGGCCAGUGUGGCCACCAUGGCCAGCAUGGCCAGCGUUCCGAACCGCACUCCGUCGCGGAACAGCACUUCCGAGCCUGACGGCCCUUGCCCGUCAGCCAAGGCCCUGGCCGUGGCGGCGGAGUACCUGCCGUCCACUUCGGCCUGCAGCAGCUCUCCGUCGGCUUAUGUGAGCGCUGUGCCCAAAGGAAACCUACGCGGGACCGCCACGAUAACAGCCAAUCCUGCCGUCCUCUCCUCCAGCCUCCCUCAAGCAGCGGGACCAAUCCAGCACGCCCAGCUGCCACCUAACAUCCAAAUCAUUGGACCAUACACAGGCUACAUCUCCUCCCAAAUAGUGCCAGCAGCAGCAGCAAGUCCAACCCAGUCGUGCAGAAGCACACAGGAGCUGUAUGCCACCACGGCUGUCAUCCCACAAUCUCCUAAUGGAAACCCACAGAAGCAACACAUGAUGUCCUCCUUGCCGAGUGUAGCUCAUACCACCAGUCAGUGCAUUCAGGUAGAGGGUGCCCCUGUUGGCUUGACGGUUACAUCCCCCUCUACUCAAGUACCCCUUCAACUUCACCCCCAUUCGGCUGUUCUUGCCUCUCAUGGCCUGGCUCUUGCCCCUUCCCAGGUGCUUGUGCAUUAUGCUGAUGGACUCAUCACCAAACACCCUGACUCCCAAAGCAGAGAUUUGCAGAACGGUGCUCUGGGAGAGGUCGCGGUGGUCAAACACGGUGCCGGCGUGGCCAAGGAUUCCUCUAACAAACUAGAGAGCGAUGACAGUCAAAGGCAGAACCAGAACCUGGGCCUCCAGGCACAAACUCAGGUCUUGCUCCCUGCCGACUACGCCACUCACGAUGGUGCAGGACUUCAGACAUCACUCAUGCUAUUGUCAGGCAGCCACCUGGUGGCCAGUAAUAGCACUGAGCUUCAGAGCGCCCUGGAUAAAGAUCAGUCAUCUCUGGCUCGUGUAGAAAGAACAGGACUCUCUGUGGGGAAACCAGUCUCCAGGGUUUCCUCCCUUACUCUAUCAUCAGCAGACGGCUUGGCGGCACCUCUAGCCCCAACUCUGUCCUCUCAUGCCCUACUGCAGACGUCCCCGUGUGCACCCACCCAGGACCUUUCCACAGGCCUCUACUCAGCUGCACAGCUGCCCAUUAUCGGGUACAUCACCAGUGCAUCUGGGGGGCCCCAGCAGGUGAUGGCCAGUUACCAUAGCAACCUUCCACAGCAUUUAGUGAUCUCAAGCAACCCCUCCCUCCUUAUCCCUGUGAGUGCUGGCAGCAUCAACACGUCUUCUGCUGACCCAGAAGUUACGCGCUGCUCCAUCUCCACCAUAACCCCCUCCAACAUACCAGCCGUAGCCACAGGUCUGCCUCAGGCCUACAUCACCACGGCAACGUCCGCUGUUGCGGCCUCUGUUGCCCCUAACGAUAAAGAGGCCACAGCGUCCGAGGGACAUUACGCAACAGCUGCAGUGCAGAGUUCCAACCAGGUGCAGCUACCUGUCCUCUCAGGCAGCCUUGUGCCAUCCCCAACGCCUGCGCUCACCCCGGCCCCCGUGAGCCCUCAGAGCACGCCCCUGUCUCCAUCUUCUGCCCUGCCACCCUACUUCAUGAAGGGCUCCAUCAUCCAGCUGGCGGACGGGGAGCUGAAGCGGGUGGAGGAUCUGAGGGCAGAGGACUUUCUGCAGAGUGCUGAUUUGAGCGGAGAGCUGAAAAUCGACUCCAGCACAGUCGAGCGGAUAGACUCCAGCAGAACGCCCGAUGCAGUGAUCAUACAGUUCUCAGUCGGGGAGCACAAAACACAGGUGUGUGUGGAAGUCCUGGUGGAGUACCCGUUCUUCGUGUUUGGUCAGGGUUGGUCAUCCUGCUGUCCACACCGCACAACCCAGUUACUGGCCCUGUCCUGCGCCAGGCUCUCCGUGGGAGACGUCUGCAUCUCCCUCACUCUGAAGAGCCUGAGGAACGGCGUGCUGAGGAAAGACCAGCCCUUUGGCUCAGUCCUGACCCACAACACCAAUCACGUGAAGACAGCCAAGACCAAUGGCCAGGUCGUGGAAGGGCCAGCUUGGAGGAAGGACGAGGGGUAUGGAGGCAACGGAAGAGCAGGAGGAGAACAGAAUCGUGAAGGUAUCGGGCUCGAGGGUCUCAGCUCUGCGAGGGGCGUCGGCCUCUCAAAGGAGGGGGAGGGGCAGCCACGGAAUGCCGGAGGCCGCAAGAGGAGGUGGUCAGCCCCAGAGAGAGGAGAGAUGGGGAGAUCUUCGGAGGGCAUUCUCCCUGAGACUUUGCCCAAAAUGUCCUUCCUCUCCCAGGAGGUGAAAAUCAGCAUAGAGGGAAGGUCCAGUAUGGGCUCCUGAGCCCCACUGUGUCUCCCUAAAGAGUCCCGUCACUUGACAUGGAGAACUGGACAGUCUCCCCAGGCAACAGUGCGUCAAUGUGGUUCAAUCUUUUAUUCAUACUAUGAAAUAAUUCCUUCUAUAGUAGUGGCGUUGGCUGGCAACAACAACAGUUGGAAAAGAUUUUUUGUUUUCACUGGAUAAACAAAAAGGCUGUCUCCUGCCCAGUCACAGAGAAAGGUCUUUACCACAGACGUGUACCCAAAAACAUAGCAGGGCAAGAAUGACAGGAUUUAUUUUUGUGAAAUGUACUACCCUUCUCAUUAUAGCGUUUUUGUUACAUUAGCUAAAUUUGUGUGACUUGGUAUGUGGUUUUUGUAACGAGACUUGGAGACCUAUACUUUUUGACUGGCUUGAGGCAUACCUAUUGAGGGGGGCCGGUUUGUUUGCUUUUUUUUAUAUAUAUAUAAUUCUGCCCUUAUCAAUUUUAAGCACACACACACUGUCAUGUGAAAUGAGACAUCACUGUCUUUCAGUCAUAAUCAGUGACUUGAACACAUAUGGACCAGAGGAUUGGAGGAAGAGAUAGAGGAAAAAUACGUUCUGUGACAAAUUUGGCCCAUAUACAGUGUUUUAAAGCUAAACUACUACUACUAUUAUUAUUAUUAUUAUUAUUAUUAAAAUAUAAUAUGCUUAAAAAGACAUGAAACAACUGAGGUAAUCAUGUCCUGAAUGACCCUUUGGCAAGUAUUGACCAUCAUUCCUGUUUGAGAUUUUAAAUAAUUUAUUUUCAGAUGAGUUUUGAUAACCCAGCAUAGUUGAAUUAGUAAGGCUAGAGCAGCAUUUAGCCUGUAGUUAACCCUCCCACAAACCAGGGUACAGGGAAUAUGUCCAGUUAUUUUAAUGCAAGCUAGAAAUAAUGCUCAAAUGAACAGAUGUUCCAGUAAUCAUGAAUAUUUUUUUAUCAGUCCGUGCCCAUUUGUUGAGACAUGACAUAAAUAUCAGAUUGAAUGUUGGAUAACACAUUUUCCAGUAUCUUGCAAUUCAGUCAGUGUCCUCCUGAUAUGCAAUAUUAAGAUGAUUCAUAUACCUCAUGUAUGACACAAGGCUGUUUCCGAUAGCCCAGUAGGAUCUGUGGCCUAUGUAAAACAUAUUCAGAAACAUGUCCAUGUUCAUAUUUAUAUAGAGGAUAUGCUUAGCCCUUGAAUAUGAGCACUUUAUAGAAGGCAGUAGAUAGUUAACACCCUCACCUCUGAUAUGUUGCCUAAGCAACAGACAUUUGCACAAUGUAGAGUUUUAAAUAAUGUCAGGCAAUCUCGGCCCCAUCACAAAUUCAAUGUAAUCAUUUUAUUCCAUUGCUUAUGUGACUUCAGGAUGUUUGAAAUCCAGCUGCAACAAAUGGAACCACAACCUAGUGACCUGUAAAAGCAUUCUCAUCGUAAUAAAAGUCUUGUAUAGUUUAAACUAUUGGAUGAUUUAUACACCUUAUGUAUAUAACGGCUGUCCCACGGGGUUAAUGUAGACCUUUUCAGUACAUUGGCCCCCCCCCCCCCCAAAAAAAACAAAAUCCAUUUAUUUUGUUUUGUUUUUGAGGGUUUUAUUUGGGGAGGUUGUUGUGUUUUUUGUUGCUCUUGUUUUGGUUGUCUUGUCAGUGAAGGUUUAUGAGACCCAGUAGCGACUACAGAAGUGGUAUAAUGGCAGACAAGCUCAAAAUGUCAGCGCAACAAAGUUCUGCCAAAACAUCAGGAAGCUGUUAAUAUUUUAAAGGAACAAAUGAGUCAGGCUCAUAAUUCACAGAAAAUAAUAACCCCUGUGAUUUUUUUCCCCCCCUUAGACUUCUUUUAUAGUGCACUGCUCAGUGGGUCAAGCAGACGUUUACCAAAAUGUUCAACACAGGCUUUUGACAGGAAAACCUCAGAUUUUAUUUUCAGUAAACAGUGGCUCAUUAUGCCAUUGUUGGGAUGCAUAUUGUGACAUGCAGUCACAACAUAACACACACAACUUCUCUGGCUGUCUAAUAAAUAAGAAUGCUACUAUGAUGACAAAGCUAUACUUUGUAUACCAGUAAAAAGAAUUUUGCUAUUUGCACAAGUAGAAAUACUAAAGUAGGAUUGUGGAAUGUAUGUGUUAUUUUGUUAUUAGUUGUUUUUUUUGCCUUUGAGAUAUAUCUGCUUUUUGUGUUCUUACCACUUAUGAUUGAGUUUGGAUAUCCUUGUAAGAGUGUCUGAAUAAACCUUGCAUUUCCAUUUUUUUAGAUGACCAAAAUGUCUAAAUAUACUCAUAAGUGUGAAUGUUCCUUGUUUUAGUCGACAUCUUUCAGCCAAACCUUGUCGUUCAUAUUACGAUCUAGAGAAGAAUACGAAUGUCUAGAAGAAAUGAUGUUAAAUCUCAUGUUGCAGAAGUAAUGCAUGAUUGCACAUUCAGCUGUUUAGGGUAGAUUUUACGCACUUUCAGCAGUGUGUGUGUGUGUGUGUGUGUGUGAGAGAGAGAGACAGAGAUGCACAGGAGAAAGGGAUGAAUAGAGUCAGCACAGAGAUUGUGAGGUAGUGAAGAAGUGUGAAAGAAGAAUGUUCAGUCCAUGGUUCAGAACAGUGUAAAAAACUAGCAUUACAUACACACAUUAAGGUGAUGCAACUUAACUGUUUUAUUUGAUGUUAUCAGUAAAGAGCUUGGUGCUAUGACAUUAGAACAGAAGCCAUCUGUAUAGAAGUCUGAUUCUAGUCUCGUGUGUCACUUGUCAUUUCUGGUAAAUGUACAGUAUGAAUUUUCUUUUAGUUGUACUAAAUUUCGAUGUGUAGACUGUUGUCUGGGGAACUUCAGUGACAAUAUUUUGCUCUCAGUUAACUACUGUAGAUGUUUGUUAAACUGUUGAUAUGUUUUAAAUAUCAAUUAGUCCAGCUAUAAAUCACUGGGCAACUUAGCAGUUCAUAACACCCUAAGCCAUGUAAAAUCACAGCUUUCCAAUUAUUUGAUUUGCUUAAAAUCUGCUAUUUAGUUUCAUUAUUGGGUUGAAUCAUUAUUUUUAAAGCAUGCAAAUGAUGCCUUGAAAAUGAAGUGUAUAUAAAUGUGUUUUGCAAAUUCAAGAGCACCACAAAAGUAGCUUUCAACUACUGUUUUCAACAUUGAGUUCAUGUUGCGUCAUGUUAACUAAUGGCAUUCUGUCAGUGUAGACAUAAUCAUUGGUUGCCCAGAGGGAUUUCAUUUUAAAUAAACAUUUGGUUUUUAUUUAAAAAAAAAAAAAAGUGAAAAGGAUAUAUAGUGACCUACUUAAGGGAGCAAUAAGUAUUUUUACCAGCAAAAAGUAGCAAACAAUAUUUAAUAAUAUUCCCUGUAAAGUGCAGCUCACAUGAGAUUAAGAAUCAAAUUGCUUUGUAGUCCUCAAAUUAACCAGUUUAUGCUCCAUAGUGCAGGUUCCCCACAUGGAGGUGGCCAUGUUUAAGAGAGAUUUUAGUACAGUCUCUCCAAAACAUCCAGGCCACUAGGUGUCAGUAUAAUGCCUGUUUCAUAAUGUGAAGAAGAAUGAUUGGAAAGGUAACUUAUUGCUCCUUUAAGUUCAGUCAGGCUUCUAAACAAGGGAUUUCUAUUUGAUUUUCCAGUGCAAAAAGACAGACUUUAGGCUCAGGAUAGGACACUGGCCAAAUGACUGUUUCUUUUAUCAUAUGCAUAAUACCCAUCCAAAAUUACAGAUCCCAAUGUGUUGUCAUUUAUUUUGGGCCCAGCAUAAUGUCUGUUUUUCACUCUGAACUGCAUGACUGCUACCAUGUUUACACGGUUAUCCUUGCUCCAAGCGUUCACUGUCGCAUUUGCUGGGCUCAGUAGGCCUCAUGUGCUGUGUGUUAGUUUGUAUGUUCAACAUGGAAAACGUAUAAGCACCUUGUCGUAGUUCCACGGCUGGAAAACCAGGCGCAUUUCACUUGGAUUCAGUUAUAUAUGCAUGCCUCAGCGCUCCAUGACCAGGAAGAGCCUCAAGCAAUAGCACCACGCCACACUUAAGGGGGAAGGAAGGUCACUGGACGUCUGCGCUCCGGACUGCUCUACUCAGAUUACACGUACAAGUGGUUAGCAAGAACUGGAGCUUGGGGGAGGGGGAGCAGUGUUCUUUGGCUCACACAGUUAUAGCGCCACUUGCUGGACAAAACCUCCACUAACAGACUUUAAUAUCUUUCUAGUAAUUGAUUUUAUUAACAGUCUUGUGGGAUUUUGAAUACAACUGUUGAUGAGAGUGCUGAGGGCGGAUCUCUUAGCUUACCUAAUAAAACCUCAAACACCAGAGUGGUCCUUUAUCCAGAUGGAAAAACAAACAAACACAAAAUGAGUAUUUCUUUUUUCUGUAAUGUAAUUACUGUAUCAUAAUGUUACUAUUUGUGAGUAGUUGUACCUGUGUAAAAUAAUUUUGUUUUUUCUUUUGAACUUUUCAUUUUGCAUAAACACCAACACAAGCAAAUAAGGCAGAAUGAAACCUCAGAUAUUGUUAUUGUGACGUAUUUAUGUGAACAAUGCAUCCAAGACUGUUCCGUGGAGUCAGUGGUCUAUUUUGUUUGGCGGUGCUUGAAGAUUUUUAUAGAUAGAAUAUUAUUUGAUUUACAUGAAAUGUUGGACUCAGCUUUUAAAAACUGUCCAAUUUAGAAAUAAUUUGUUGUACAGUACACAUUUAUUGUCUCUGUAUACGCUAAUAAAAUUCGGUGCAAAUUUUA
Messenger RNA from Electrophorus electricus (electric eel), 7841 nucleotides. RefSeq names its product ataxin 1b (gene atxn1b). The record is from RefSeq and is a predicted model, not a curated record. Gene Ontology annotation, molecular function: RNA binding; protein binding. Gene Ontology annotation, cellular component: nucleus. Gene Ontology annotation, biological process: nervous system development; negative regulation of transcription by RNA polymerase II. Lineage: Eukaryota; Metazoa; Chordata; Actinopteri; Gymnotiformes; Gymnotidae.